UACAUUUACAUGAGUUGUGGUGUUUAGUGUUGUGUCUCUUGAGUUCCAGAUACACGCUUUUGCAAUCCGAGUUAGAGAAAUCAUAAUCCCAGUAAUAUUCAUCUCUACGCCCACCGCCACCCCACCUCCGGAAAUUGUUCAAGUGUUUAACAAACAGAUCUAUAUAGCUCCGUCUCCACCCACCUAUAUAUACAAAAAAUCUGUACGUAUCUACAUCUACAUACAUACAUACAGACAUCUCAUUUAAUAGUAGAAAAAGCGUGUAUGCACAGGCAUCGUAUUUGGUGCCAAAUUAUACAUGUAAAGAGGGUCAGGUCUGCAGAGAAGAGUGUGCAACCUGGCACCUCUGCAUGCUUUCGCUUUCCCUUCUUCAUCUGCAUUCAUUUUUCUCUAUCCAUUUUCACUUUUCCCUUCUUUAAUUUACUCAGAUCCGUGGUUUUUUUUUCUACCGCAAUCCCACAUACAAGAGGAAGAAACCAAAGCCCAUUUGGGUUUCUAGAAAAGAUUUGCAGUUAUUGAGUGCGGGGUUUCGAUUCUUUCUUUAUUGGAAUUUGUUUACUUUUUUUGAUUCUGGGUUUGGGGGGUUUUUGGCCAAGUCGUAAAGGAAAAUGAAAGCGGCCCAGAAUAAUCCGGAGAAGUUCAUCUGGGAUUCGAUGAGGACCCCGACGGGGGCCCCGAUGGCGGUGGCGGCCGCCCAAGGUAAAGCGUUGCCUAAGCUGAUGGUGUGGCUGAUUUUGUUCGUCUCAGCUACUUAUAUGGUCUACACAUUGAAGCUGGUUUCGUCUUCCCACAGCGUUUGUGAAGAAGAUGAUUUCCCUGAACGGCAUCAAACUGUUCGGCUUCUUGAGCCCGCAAACAGCACGGUUGAGAACGCCACGGCAAGAGCACCCCAAUUGGGAGGCCAAGAAUCUGGUAAAACAGGGCUAGAGCACAUAGUCUUCGGCAUCGCGGCGUCCGCAAAGCUGUGGGACAAGAGGAAAGAGUACAUAAAGCUAUGGUGGGAGCCGGAGAAGAAAAUGCGUGGGAUUGUUUGGCUCGACAGCCCCGUGAAGACUUACAGUAACGAGAGCGGGAGCCUGCCGGAGCUGAGAAUUUCCGGCGACACGUCACGUUUCGCCUAUAAGAACAAGCAGGGCCACCGGUCGGCCAUCCGGAUUUCAAGAAUUGUGUCGGAAACUCUGAGGUUGGGUGGAAUGGAGAAUGUGCGGUGGUUCGUGAUGGGGGACGAUGAUACUGUGUUUGUGACGGAUAAUUUGGUGAGGAUUUUGAACAAGUAUGAUCACAACCAGUAUUAUUACGUCGGGAGCUUGAGUGAAAGCCAUUUGCAGAACAUAUAUUUUUCUUAUGGGAUGGCUUACGGGGGUGGGGGUUUUGCCAUAAGCUACCCAUUGGCCAAGGCUCUUGAGAAGAUGCAGGAUAGAUGCAUACAGAGGUACCCUGGAUUGUACGGUUCUGAUGAUAGAAUGCAGGCUUGUAUGGCUGAACUCGGAGUUCCACUCACUAAAGAACUUGGCUUUCACCAGUAUGAUGUGUAUGGAAACUUAUUUGGUCUUCUUGCUGCACACCCCGUCACUCCAUUGGUGUCGUUACACCACCUAGACGUCGUUGAGCCAAUAUUCCCAAACGUAACUCGGGUACAAGCUCUACAACGGCUGAAAAUUCCUAUGCAGCUCGACUCAGCUGGUUUAAUGCAGCAAUCGAUUUGCUAUGACAAAACGAACGGCUGGACUGUAUCCGUAUCUUGGGGCUUUGCUAUUCAAAUAUUUCGUGGGGUUUUGUCACCUCGAGAGAUAGAGAUGCCAUCGAGGACAUUCUUGAAUUGGUAUAGACGAGCUGAUUACACGGCAUAUGCAUUCAACACAAGGCCGGUUAUGAGAAACCCGUGCCAGAAGCCCUUUGUUUUCUAUUUGUCAAGGGCAAACAUCAAGUCAAACAUGAACCUGACAACGAGUGAGUACACACGCCACCACACUCCUCAGCCUCUAUGCAAAUGGAAGAUGGCUGAACCAGGUGACAUCGAUUGGGUGGAAGUGUACAAGAAGCCUGAUCCUCAUCUAUGGGAUAGGUCCCCGAGAAGAAACUGUUGCCGGGUCUUAAGCUCAAAAAAGAAAAGCUUGACGAUCGACGUGGGUGUAUGCGGGGAAGGUGAGAUCAGUGAAGUAUAAUAAUGGCGACCCGUUAGCUGUAUUUGUUAGAUGUAUUCCUUGAUUUGAUUAAUUCACGCCCUUCAUAUUUCUUGGAAACAGUGUUGCCAUUUCCUCACUGAUGACAGAGGUUAGGAAGAACUGAAAAUGAAGUAGUUCAAGUUGUGUAUUUAAGCAUAUUUGUUUGAGGCUUUGUUGUCGGAAUUUCAUGGUAUGAAGCCCAAAAUUUUGAGUUC
Molecule: messenger RNA, 2380 nt
Organism: Sesamum indicum (sesame)
Lineage: Eukaryota; Viridiplantae; Streptophyta; Magnoliopsida; Lamiales; Pedaliaceae
Source: RefSeq, a predicted model, not a curated record